GAGCCGGGCCCGCCCCGCGCCGGCGGCCGCUCAGUGCCCGGGCAGCGGCGGCGGAUGCGGCAGUGGCAGCCGCGGCUGCCGCAGGAGCGCGAGGCGGCGGCGGCGGCGCGCGCGGCGCCUUCCCCCUCCCCCCCCCCACCCCCGACAGCCGUUGGGGUCCCCAACGGUCGCCUCGCCUCGGCCGCGCCGACCGUUAAACCGCCACUUCCGGCCGGCCCCCGCCCCCCCACUCACCUCGGCGGCCGCGGGGAGGGGGCGGCCGGGCCCGGCGCCCGCAGCGCGAUGAACUCGCUGCUCUUCGGCGAGAUGGCGCGCGCCUUCUCGGCGGGCGCGGCGGCCCCCGGCGCGGCGUCCUGCCCGCUGGGGCCCGGCGGCGGCCCCGGGGGCCCGGCGGUAGCGGCGGCGGCGGCGGCGGUGGCGGCGGCGGGGGGCCCGCCGGUGACGGCGGCGCUGCGCAACGACCUGGGCUCCAACAUCCACCUGCUGAAGGGGCUCAACGUGCGGUUCCGCUGCUUCCUGGCCAAGGUGCACGAGCUGGAGCGGCGCAACCGGCUGCUGGAGAAGCAGCUGGCGGCGCAGCAGAGCGAGCGCGACCGCCGCCUGCGCUACAAGACCUUCUCCCGCGACCAGGCCGUGCAGACGGACGCGGUGCCGCCGCAGCCCGGCGCCGCCGGCGGCCUCUCGCCGCCGCAGCACUACAGCCGCCUGCCCGGCACCAUCUGGAGCUACACGCAGGUGCGGCGCACCGGCGGCGGCGGCCUGGAGACGCUGCAGGGCCCCGGCGUCUCCUGGGUGCACCCGGACGGCGUCGGCGUGCAGAUCGACACCAUCACGCCGGAGAUCCGCGCUCUCUACAACGUCCUGGCCAAAGUGAAGCGCGAGCGCGACGAGUACAAGAGGAAAUGGGAGGAGGAACUGACUAGAAGGAUGAGCCUGGAGUCCUUGGUCGAAACCUUGCGGGAGGAGGCGCAGGAAGCGGAAGCUCUCCAGGAGGAGCUAAACGAAAAGAUUGAGAGACUGAAAGCAGAGCUGGUUGUCUUUAAGGGUCUGAUGAGUGAUCCCAUGACAGACCUGGACACAAAGAUUCAAGAAAAGGCCAUGAAGGUGGACAUGGACAUCUGUCGGCGAAUCGAUAUCACAGCCAAGCUGUGCGAUGUAGCGCAGCAGCGCAACUCUGAAGACGUUUCCAAGAUAUUCCAGGUGGCUUCCAAGAAGAAAGAGCGCAAGCUAACAUCUGACGACGACCUCUCUGAGCAGGAUGGGGAGAACGGCAGGUUCUCUGACGACGAAGUCAGCUGUUCUUUGAACAUCACGGAUGAAAUGAAGCGCAUGUUUAAUCAGCUGCGCGAGACCUUUGACUUUGAUGACGACUGUGAUAGUUUAACAUGGGAGGAGAAUGAGGAAACCUUGCUUCUCUGGGAAGACUUCACAAAUUGCAACCCGUCGAUUGACCUCCAAGGAGAGGAGGAAAACCUGGGAAACUUGAUCCAUGAAACAGAGUCUUUCUUUAAAACAAGAGACAAAGAAUACCAGGAAACAAUAGGACAAAUAGAGCUGGAAUUGGCUACGGCCAAGAGUGACAUGAAUCGCCACCUUCAUGAAUAUAUGGAAAUGUGUAGUAUGAAACGGGGCCUGGAUGUACAGAUGGAAACCUGUCGUAGACUUAUUAAAGGCUCUGCUGACAGGAAUUCUCCGUCUCCCAGCUCCGUAGCCAGCAGCGACUCAGGAAACACAGAUGAAAUUCAGGACGAGUUGGACAGAGAGGCGGAUGUGGAGCCCAUGGUCAGCUGAUACGUAAUGGGAGCGUUCCAGUGAAAGGGAAAACUUGAGAAAAGAUUAAAAAACAAUACAUGGAUGGAGGAAAACAAAAAGACUUUUAAGCCCAUGCACAGGGUUUCUAAGGACUCAUUCCUACACGCAUCCCCACCCCACCCAAGGAUUGGUGCUGUAAAUUUCUAUUGUUAUACAAAUCAUAAAUGCAGAGUCCUGUAAGAAAACAUGGUGUUUUAAUUGUGCCUUUGCCCCAAGCUGAGCCACUUUGAGCUCCAGUGGAAUAUUAAUAGCAGGUGUUUUUAUAAAAAAUAUUAUAAAAAAAAUCUGGCAGCAGCAGCAGAGAUUGGUGCUGCAAAGGCUCUGGGUAUUUCAAUAAGCUUACGGUUUUAUUGAACUGCUGCACUGAUUGGCAAAAGGAACACUGGCAAAUUGAGAAGCGAAUCCAGGACAAUUAAGGUAUGAUUAAAAAUGUCUGGCAUAAAAAAGAAUGCCUCCAAAUUGAACUGUAAACACUUAAAAAUAAUAGUGGGUUUAGAGACAGCUUUUAGGAUUAAGCAGUUAUACAGUAUUUAAAGGAAUUUCUUCAUUCCCUCUUUCCGGGUGAAGGAGCUUUUGAGAUCUGCACAAGCUUCCUGCUAAACUCGAGAAUCCGACGAAGCAGGUCUCAGCUCGGCGGCAAAGCAGGUGGCAAACGGAGGGUUCGGUGGGGUGGGAAUAUCACUGAUAAACUACUAUGCAAAAAAAGCUCGCCUUAUUUAUAUGGAAUGUUUGGUCCUUGCUGGGCUGCAGUUAUCUCUUGGGGAAAGGAAAGCUAAAACCACAUUUGCACAUGUUAGUUAUCCGUAGAGCUUCCUUUGAGGAGGAAUGUCAUGUUACAACGCCUUUGUUUCCAGUGAUUGGAUUAUGAGGGGAAUCAGCCCCUCGGUUCCCGAGUAUUUUCCUUUCUUUUUUUUUUUUUUUUACUGUAAUGUUUGCAGAUUUUACUUUGCUGACAGGGAGAUAACUACAUUUUUUGCUGCUUUCAUGAUGUGUAGAGUGGGAUAGUGGGAGCGUCAGGAUCAACUGACAUGCCAUGCUAUGGAUGUAGGCUCGAGACGUGACUUUGGGAGACGUCCAGACCACUGUUCUUCAGAGAAGCUGAAAAUCGGAAAAUACUGUAAUCCUUUUUAGGGCGUAGUAAAAUGAAUCCCAAACUACUGCUGUCCUAGAAUUAGGGAAGAAGAGCCAUGUGCUUUCUCUGUGAGAAAGUGAGAAGACCGAGGCUUUAUUUCUCAAUCUCUCUGUAUUUUUGAAACCAGAGAAAGCAGCAUCGAAAGUCUGAUUACUCGGUGACAGAGGAAACUCUGGCAUGAAGAGGCUGUUUAUGGUUAUUAAGGGGAGUUGUUGCACCUCAACCAGGUAAAAACAGGGUGUAAACCUAAGCCAAUACACUUUUAUUAUUAUUUUUUCAGGCCAAGAUUGAAAGUACGGUUAAUACUGCCUAGAAGUUACUGUAUAGUUAAUUAGCACUUGCGUGACUUGAGUAUAAAUACCAAAUGUAUUUUUUUCCUGCCAGAAGAUGUAGAAACUGUUAGGGAGGAGCCGUGCUAAGGCCGGGCAGGAUGAAAGCACCUUCUCAGUGUUUUGUGGAGCUAAAAUGGCCAAUCUUUAGCUUCCCGAGUUUCAUUUCCAAGCCUCUCCUAUUUAUUGAUCAGAAAUCAGUGGGAUUGCUUUGUAAGCGAGCAGCCGGUUCAGAUCAGCGCUGCUUUCUCCCCGAAGGAGCCCGGGCGUUGCGGCAGAUGGUGGGUUUCCAGAUGGUGGGUUCUCCGGCUGCCCGGAGCCCCCAUCUCUGCCGAGAUCCGGCUCCUGCUGAGACACGACGGUGCUUUCAGGCCGCGCCGGUCGGAUGGGCUCCCCGUGAUUUGCAGAGUGAGCGAUGAUCCAUCCGGAUCCGCAGUGAUCCAUCACCGACUUCCGUCCACAGAAAGGGAUUCCAGGGUAUUCCUGGGGUUUCCUCGCUGCUGGAAAUACUCAGUGCAGAUAUUCAUAGAGUAGCUGGUAACUUCUUGGUUCUUGUGUUAGUUAGUGGCUUUUUCAAAGCCUGUUUCAUCACGUAGGCAUAUAUUACUUUCUGAAAAAGAAACCUUAUUCCAAAGCGCUCAUUCCUGUUAUUUUUUAUGUGGCCAAAGUGGUAAAUGUUACGUUCGUUAAGGCUGCAGGUUUGGGGUGGGUGGGCAGGGGCGAGAAAUAUCCGUUGGGAUAUUUCUCCGAGGGGAGCGGGGCUGCAUGUUUUUCCUUCGCGUAUUCUUAAGGCGGUCGAGCCUGUUUGAACUUCAGCUGCUAAACGUGUAGUUUCUCGCGAGGCCGAGAAACCGUCUGCCAAAGCCAAACGUCUGCAACGCUUCGGGGGCCUUUGGUGGAGGCACGGGUAAGCGAUCAGCCUCCUCGGAGGCUCUCCUCCAGUUACCGAGGGCUCCUUGGGACUGGGGGGACUGAGCAAUUUGAAGAGCCGUCCAGCUUAGCUGCAGGGGGGUUUUUUAUUUUGAAUUUUUUCUUUAAAACUCAGUGUCCUAGCAGGGAAAAGGCUGAGUGUUCCUGAAACUAGUAGCUGGUACGUCGAGGUAGGAAAGGAUCCUCGGUUUGACGGUGUGAGCCAAACGAGGGAGCGGAUAUUUAGCUGUCAAAACAAGUUACCUGUAACCUACAGUUUAUCUCAUAGCCAUAAUUAUGAGGAGCAUCUCUAAGGGGGUUGCGUUUGCUCGUACGUAUAAGGGAUGUGGGACUAUAGUAAAGAGUAUAGAAAUAACGUGUACGAUGGUGAUGUGUAUGAUGGUGACUUACCAUGGUUGUUGGUGUCUGUUUCUUAUAACCGUAUGUAAUCCACUUUAACAAGAGAAAAGAUGUUUUUAUACCUGGGAUUGGGGGGUUAUUUUCAUCUAGGCUGUAUAGGACUUAAUAGCCGGUGGUCAACCUUCUGGCGGUCGCCAGGGUUGGUCCUCGAUAGUUUCCGUAGCACGUUUCUGGUUAGGUUAGUGUGAACCGAUGCUGCUGAUUUACCUGACAGUGGUCCUGUUCUGCUUGCGCUGAACCACUCUGUAGCAACCAGAUCAAAAGCUCGCCAGAAAAAAAUCGUGAAAAUGCUGGAAAUGAUUUUGAUGACCUCUUUUUUUUGUUGUUGUUUUUUCCUUUGUAAAGCUGUAAAUACUUUAUUUUUGUUUUCUAUUCUUAAUGCGGUGUCAUAUUGACACUUUUUUAGACUUCUAAUCAGAAAAUCCUCCUCAUUGUUUCUCAUUUUUUAAAAGGGGAUUUCAAGGAAGCAAAUUUUUUUGCUUGUUAGCAGUGUAAUAAUAGAUCAAAUUACUAAAAUGGAUUUGUACAAAAUGUUUUCAGUACACAAAUGGCAGUCGCUUUUGUGGAUGCAUGUUGUUCAAAACCGUCCAAAGAAUCAUAUGAUACAACCAUUUUUCAAGGAUUUAGUAACUACCGUGUUAGUUCAGACGACAAAAUUGUUUUAGGAAGUUUGGGGCAGGGGGACGUGAUGGAAUUGAGCUGAGCUAAACGUGUGAUGUAUUUAUGAAUACCACGGUAUGUAUUCUGUUUUUAUUAGAGGUUUUUAAAGUGCAGAGGGAUUUCUGUUAGCAAAUACGAUUGCGCCCUUGUGAAAUACCUUCUGCUUUGAUGAGGCUCCAGAUUCACGGUUUCACGUGAUGCCGCGGAAAGGGAGCGAGAGCGGGGCAAAGCCUCGGUUGCCGGCUUGGCUGUAGCCGCUGGGGUGGCCGUUUCCCUCUAAUAAGAGAUGUUCUGGCAUGAUUAUUCCUGCCAGCAAAAAUGCCACCUCCGUCACCAGCCCGGGACGGGCCGAGUAAAGGCGAUGGUGGCCGGUGGGUGCCCGCAGCCGUACCCCGACUCUGCAGCCUCCGCCAAGCAGCGAUUUGCCGGUGUUUCCCGCGGCUCCGAAAGGCAAGAAGAGCGUUUGCGCUCUUCAGUGUCACAUCCCUGCUUAGCUCUGGUCGGCUGCCGAGACGGACCCGGCUUUUCCCGCGCCGUGCCGUGUGGUCUCACGCCCCGAGGAGGUUUUUCGGUGUUUUGCUUCGGGACUCCUGGGUUCGAUUCUCUUGCGCUGCUCCGGGACUCGGGUCGGAGGGGAACGCGCGGCUUUUACCGUGUUUCCCCCCAGCGAUCAGUCACCGAAAUGCCUGGCUGUGAGCUUUAUUGAAAGGGAACUUCUCGAGUUUGGGUUUUAAAUGAGAACAGAAAUCGCCAGUCGAGGCAACGCAUCGUAUCCUUGCGUUGAAAAUGGUGUUUUAGGUUGAACUAGAAAUGCUACCUGCCAAACUGCAUUUCACCCCUUCCCCUCGCUGCUGGCGAGGGAGGGGAACGCUGCAGGCUUGACCACAAGUCCCUGGCAGAGUAGUGGAAAAAAAACACGCUUUUUUGGUCUGUUUUUGUGUGUCGUUCAGUGUCUUGAGACUCUUCUGCGCCCGCAGAAGCCUUUCAAGCCGCUUCUUUUGAAGGAGCAAAGGUUGUAUGGUAAGAAAUGGGUGUUUAACGAUGCUUCUCGCAAUCAGGAUUCCCUGCUGUCUAACGCGAGGCUGUCUGAACUGACAAUCCCCGAGUAGGUUUAACCUAAAAUCCUAACGGUGUUUUUUUUUUAUUAGAAAGGGUUUGGGAUGAUAAAAGCUUGGUCACUAGGCACGCUUCCUGCAUAAUGUGGUUUCACCGGGAGAAACACGCAACGUAGUCUUUGAAACACGGUACCUGUGGCUAAAGCGUACGUAGCUCAGUUCUGCCAAAAAAUGGUUAUUUAUUCUUUAAGGGGUUUAAACGGAGGGUGUCAUCUUUCCCCAUGCCACGUCACUCCCUCUCCGUUUCUCCUAGGUCAUGUAAGACUUUGUUUUAUACACCUGACAACAGACUACUGAUCAGUGUGGAAACGAAACUGUUUACCGUACCGUUGUAAAUAUUGUGCUUUAUAUUCUGUAUAUUAGCUUCUUUUAAAGAAAAAGACUUAGCCGAUAACGCUAUUUGAGCUCUGGUGAGGAAAGGGCCAAGGAUGAACCAGCUCCCAAGCAUGCCGCUGCAGAGCUGCGGUCCCCUGCCCCGCGUUCAGGUUUAGAUCAACUUUUUCCGCCUGGAAAUCCGUCCUCAGUGUUUAAAAGCGAGCCGAGUGUUGCAUGCACUCAGCGGCGGCGGAUCUGAGAGCGGCAAAGCCUUCAGAAAGCAAAUGUUUUAGAAGCGGUGCCGAAAGUGGUGCCGCGAGAGCCGGGAGCAUCCGAAGCCCCGCGAGUUGCAGUGGAUUUAUCUCCCUUUUAGUGCCAAAAAGCAGCCGCCCCCUUCGAGGGCUGGGCUCCCCGUGCCCCCCCCCGGCCCCCCUCGCUUCCGCGGGGCGCCAGCCCAGCGCCGCAGCCCCCCGCGAGCCGCCGGGGCCUGGUUCAUCCUUGGGGGCCCGGUUCAUCCGUGGGGGCCCGUCCGUGACCUCCGCGUCGCGAACCGAACGGGCUUCUCCGCGCGCGGGGGGCGUUCGGAAGCUUGUCGAUGAAAACGGGUUACAGCGAUUCUCUGGUUACAAGGAACAAAACAAACAAAAAAAAAAUUAAAAUAAAUGCCAAACUCCUG
This is a messenger RNA of Dromaius novaehollandiae (emu), 7368 nucleotides long. It is a transcript of the gene IFFO2, whose product is annotated as intermediate filament family orphan 2. The coding region runs from base 55 to 1791 and encodes 578 amino acids. NCBI's taxonomy places the organism in Eukaryota, Metazoa, Chordata, Aves, Casuariiformes, Dromaiidae. The transcript has 9 exons. The record is from RefSeq and is a predicted model, not a curated record.